AUGGCGAACUUGUUACCGAUAUUUUUGAUUGUGGUGACAUUGGUGGACGGUCUUUCAAAAUGUAACGCUCAAAAGCCUCUCAAGACGUUUACGUUGGAGGAACUGGUACCUUUGCAGUCAGAGUUUGUCCCAGAGAGAGUGGCCGUGGAAUGGAUUUCAGAUUCAGAGUAUAUAAUUGCAGAACCAGGAGCGAUAUAUAAAUACAACGUUGUCACCGACACGUUCACUAAGUUACUGAACGACACAGAUUGGGCUAAACUGAGUGCGAACGCCGUAACAUCGUUUUCGAACGAUCAGAAAUAUCUUCUUUUGGCGUCUGACAGAACAAAGGUGUACAGAUAUUCAACCUUGGCUAAAUAUUCUGUCUUUGACCUCGAGAGCAAAUCCAUAAAAAAAAUUGGGCAAGAUCAUUUGCAAGUAGUCCUAUGGGAUAAGGGGCGUGGCAUCGCUUUUGUGGAAAACAAUAAUGUGUUCUACAUUCCUGAUGCCAAAGAACCUGAUGUAGUGAGGCAGUUGACCACCGAAGGUGUCCCCGGAAAAGUAUAUUGUGGUGCAGCUGAUUGGAUAUAUGAAGAGGAAAUUUUAAAUGCCGCCGAAGCAAUGUGGUUUUCUAAAAAUGGAUCAUACCUAGCUCUUGCCAUUUAUAAUGAUACGUUAGUGAAGUCGGCAGUGUUUCCCUAUUAUGGAGAUCCCGAAGACUUAGAUAACCAAUAUACUAAGAUGGUAGAAUUUAAAUACCCUAAGGCAGGUCGCAAAAAUCCAGAUGUAGCUCUACACGUGUAUAAUUUACACGAAGAGAACAGUAAACCAAUAAAAAUAAAAGCGCCCGUUGACGUAAUUGGUGAUGACCACAUACUUGGAAGGGUUAACUGGCCGACAGACAGCAACGUGCUGGUUCUAUGGUUAAAACGAAGACAGAGUAUCAGCGUCUUAAUGCUGUGUGACGUAAGACAAGACAAUUGCACGAUAUUAAAAGAGCAUACGGAACCCAACGGCUGGAUUGAUAUCAGAGAGCCGCUAUUCAACGCGAACGGUACGAAAAUGUUGGAAAUUCAACCAGCAUUGUUCAAUAACCAGCGAUAUUUCCACGUCGCCCGCUUCGACUUCAAAACUUUAGAGACGGAGGAUCUGACGCCCGGAAACUCGACGGUUAAAGAGAUUGUAGGCUGGAACCAGAAUACGGAUACAGUGUUCUUCAUUGUGUCACCGGGGAACGCGCCUUGGCAGAGGCAGUUGUGGUCGGUCUCAAAGGGGAAUAUUUUGUGUAUGACGUGUAGCCAGACGGCGUGUCAUAGCGUCGACGGUAUGUUCUCGCCUGGCGGAAGUCACGCUAUUUUAUCGUGCAGUGCAUUCAACGUCCCUCCUAUAUCCUAUUUCUAUAUCAGUCAGAACAAUGGCUACAAAUUGCUCACAGAAAACGCUCGUCUAGUUGAAAAACUAAGGCAAUAUAAAUUACCAAUGGCCCUUUACAAUAUGAUGCCGUUGGAUAACAAAGUGAUGUCACAUAUAAAAUUGCAAUUGCCCCCCCAAAUGGAGGAGGGUCGGAAGUAUCCGAUGAUUGUGAGGGUGUACUCUGGUCCAGGAACGUCUAGGGUUAAAGAUAGUUUUGAUCUAGAAUACUACAACACGUAUUUGAGUGCUAACCGCAGUAUAAUAGUUGCGUCAAUUGAUGUUCGAGGUUCUGGAUCUAUGGGUGUCGAAGCUAUGCAUGCUCUAGAUAGAGCACUUGGGACGGUGGAAAUUACAGACACUCUAGCAGCAAUUAAGCGCCUAGUGGAAUUGUACAAAUUCAUUGAUCCUACGCGUAUAGGAGUUUGGGGUUGGAGUUACGGUGGUUAUGCCACCACAAUGAUGCUUGUCAAAGAUGAUGAGAAGCUUCUCGCUUGUGGCGCUGCAGUCGCCCCUGUUACGUCUUGGUUAUAUUAUGAUUCAAUCUACACCGAGCGUUAUAUGGACACGCCUGAGAAUAACAUAGAAGGCUACAGAGAAUCAGAUCUUAUGUCUAAGGCUGGAAAACUGCGCGGGCGCCGGUACCUCAUUGUGCAUGGUACAGGCGAUGACAAUGUGCAUUUCCAGCACAGCAUGCAGUUUGCGAAGGAGUUGCAGAGAGCUGAUAUUGCUUUCGAGCAAAUGAGUUACGCUGAUGAAAAUCAUUCCCUACGCCGUGUGAGCCGCCAUUUCUACCACACUUUGGACCAUUUUUGGACUGAAUGUUUUAAUUUAUAG
This is a messenger RNA of Leptosia nina, 2226 nucleotides long. Lineage: Eukaryota; Metazoa; Arthropoda; Insecta; Lepidoptera; Pieridae. The record is from the annotation of a GenBank genome assembly.